CUGUUCACGAUACAAGGUGUCCUUUAUCAAUUUUUCAUCGAAACGUUCAAAUUUGUUAAUUCGUAGUUAAUUUUCGGGAUCGUGACUUUUACCAUGGCGGACUUAUCAACUGGUCAAGGAUACGAACAAGAUUCUCCUUACGAGGCUUCUUGGCAUAUUAUUCCACCUGAUUAUGUUCAUAUGGAAGAUGAAUAUCGAUACUCAUUGCUGGACAGCAUAAAAAUGACAACCUCGCUAGGCAACCAAAGACAACCAGCAAGUUUUGCCAUCAGCGACAUCCUGGAAUUGGACAGACAAAACAAUCCACAUCCAGAACUAGAUCCUAGUAUGACCGAAGCGCUAUAUACCAGCACCGAUUUACCUUAUAUUCCAAGGCAUUGGCCACCUGACCAUCAUGGUUUACCUCCAAUGCACCCGAUGCAUCAGCAACAGCAUCAUUUACUACCUCCCUUACAACAACCUCCUCAAGUCUCACCUGAUAGUACCAGUCCUCCAAUGUCAGACAGAUCCAGCGUAGAACCACACAGCAUUACAAAUCCUUCCACCCCAAUCGGUACUCAGCCUCUUACGAUAUUACAUCAAAGCGACAAUAACUCGGCACCUCCGAGCCAUGGAGGUUUGAGUGACACGGAAGACGCUGAAGGUGAUCAUGACGACGAUGGCGGAAAAGAUGACGAUAGAGAACAACACACGCCUGGACAUAAAAAGAGAAAGAGAAGAGUGCUGUUUUCUAAAGCGCAAACGUAUGAGUUGGAAAGACGGUUUAGACAGCAGAAAUAUUUGUCGGCUCCCGAAAGGGAACAUUUGGCAUCUAUAAUACGACUAACGCCUACACAAGUUAAAAUUUGGUUCCAGAAUCAUAGAUAUAAAACCAAACGUGCCCAACACGAAAAAGGUAUGCACGAUCAACAAAAUAAUAAUCCUUUACCCUCGCCAAGACGGGUGGCUGUUCCUGUAUUGGUGCGCGAUGGUAAGCCUUGUUUGGGUGGACCUCCUAAAUCCCAAGAAAAUCUUCAAAUUCCUCCAGGCCAUUUGGGACCUCUUAUGAGUGGCCACCAUGGCCCCCACCAUCCUGUUUUAUAUAGUCAGCCCAGGUGGCACUGGUAAAUUAAUUUUUUAGUAAAAGCCAACGUUUAUUAGUUUUAGUACAAACGAUUUUCAAAAUGGGGCAAUGCAAGAAAUGCAACAACUAUCAAUCUAAUUUUUUGUGAUCUAAUGAAAAACUUUGUUUUUUUAUAAGAAAAUGUUCUAUUUUCAUUAAAAAAAAAAAAUCAAGAUAAAGACGACCUUAUUAAAUUAAUUAAAGGUCGUCCUGUUACCAAGACCUUUUUUCUGAUUGUGUUUGAGCAAAUACUCUUAUCAUCUAAAACAAUUUUAUAAUUAUAAAGUAUUGAUAAAAGUUAUUGAUGAUUGAUAAAAUGUAAAAUUUCAUUUAAUUGAUUAAAAUGACGCUUCCAAUUUAUUUUAUUUUUCUUACAUCCUGAAAUUAUUUGUUUUCACACAAGAACAUAAGAUUUCCACAAAUCGACUUUUUGUACAUAAUUUUUUUACCUCAAAAUCUAGUCAUAAUUUUAGUGCUUAUAAUAAUAUGAGAUUUGGUAUUAUAAAUAACAAAACGUGUUUUGAGCUUUGUAGGUAGUUAUUGUCUUUGAUAAUGAUUUAUUAAAAGUUAUUUGAAAUGAGUAUUUCAUAAGGGCAAUAUUAUGUUUUGUAAAUAUUUGGUUCCUAUAAAUGUUAGUCUUAAAUCAAAAAAAUGAUAGUAGUUCUUAUCAACCUGUAUAGUGUAAAUAUUAGUUUUUAGAUUGAUCGUGUAAAUUUUUUGAAAAUGAGAUAUAAUCAUUAUAAUUCAUUUGAAAAUAUUUCUUAUAAUUAAUUAUUACUGUUACAAAAAAAAUAAACAAAAAUGUUGACUGGCAGUUUUUCUUUUCGUAUAGAAUGGUACUGUAGGUAAGUAGACGAUAUUAAAUAAUUAAAAUAUUGUUGAAAAUAA
Molecule: messenger RNA, 1990 nt
Organism: Ceutorhynchus assimilis (cabbage seed weevil)
Lineage: Eukaryota; Metazoa; Arthropoda; Insecta; Coleoptera; Curculionidae
Source: the annotation of a GenBank genome assembly